Messenger RNA from Truncatella angustata, 2124 nucleotides. Its product is annotated as WD40-repeat-containing domain protein. The transcript is spliced from 4 exons. Gene Ontology annotation, biological process: DNA replication-dependent chromatin assembly; nucleosome assembly. NCBI's taxonomy places the organism in Eukaryota, Fungi, Ascomycota, Sordariomycetes, Amphisphaeriales, Sporocadaceae. Bases 1 to 2124 code for a protein of 707 amino acids. Gene Ontology annotation, cellular component: CAF-1 complex; nucleus. The record is from RefSeq and is a predicted model, not a curated record. Gene Ontology annotation, molecular function: protein binding.
AUGAAGAGCACUCCCCUGAUCAUCAAUUGGCACGACUCCACGAGUCCUGUCUACUCGGCCCAUUUCGAACCUAAUGGCAAGGGACGAUUGGCAACCGGAGGCGGUGACAACAACGUUCGGUUGUGGAGGAUAGAUAGUGAUGGCGAGGAACGCAAGGUCGAGUAUCUCUCCACGCUCAGUAAACACUCUCAAGCUGUCAACGUGGUGCGGUGGGCUCCUAAGGGUGAGAUUCUCGCAUCUGCCGGCGACGAUGGCAAUGUAAUCUUAUGGGUCCCGGCCGAAGGCAGCCAUACCAUCCUCGGAAACGAAGACCUCGAUGACAAGGAGACGUGGCGAACGAAGCACAUGUGCCGCUCGACCGGCGCCGAAAUUUAUGACUUGGCCUGGUCCCCGGAUGCUCAACACUUCAUCAUUGGCAGCAUGGACAACGUGGCCCGCAUCUACAGCGCAGCUACCGGAUCUCUAGUACGCCAAAUCGCAGAGCAUAGCCAUUACGUCCAAGGCGUUGCAUGGGAUCCUCUAAACGAAUACAUUGCGACACAGUCUUCCGAUCGCUCCGUUCACAUCUACUCGCUGAAGAACAAAGAUGGCCAGUACACGCUCCUAGCCAGUCACGCCAAGAUGGAUCUACCCGCCAGGCGCAUCUCAUCCAGCAGUCCCGCUCCUCCUGAUUUCGGCCACCGGUCUCUGCUUGCAUCCGCUGAGACGUCAGGCGCUGCAGUCGGUUCACCAGUGCCAUCAGCUCCAGGCACGCCGACCUCGAUGCCCUUGCCAAUGAACCCUCCGAGCGUUGUUAGCCACAGCAGACGCUCGUCGUUUUCUUCACGAAGAUCCGUCUCACCUGCCCCUUCUUUGCCACUUCCGGCCGUCAUGCCUAUGGAGCCGUCGCCGAAGCCUAACAUGGGCGUUAGGAAUGCGAAUCUUUAUGCCAACGAGACGUUGACCUCCUUUUUUCGGCGCCUCACUUUCACCCCAGAUGGUAGUCUCCUUAUGACGCCAGCAGGGCAAUAUCAAGUCCAGCACCCUGGCGAAGGCACAAGGAAUACGUACGAGGUGAUUAAUACUGUCUACAUUUAUACCAGGGGCGGCAUCAACAAGCCUCCUAUGGCACAUUUACCGGGACACAAGAAGCCAUCCAUUGCUAUUAAGUGUUCCCCCAUCAUCUACACCUUACGGCAGUCGCCACCUGUUACAAAACAUAUUACGAUUGACACAUCUUCGGCCGAAGAACCAAUUCCAGCGCUUCCAGAGCCGAUUUCUAAACCAUCGCCUGCACCAUCAGUUAUGGACCCUCCUCCCCCACCAUGUUCAGCUGGUCCAGCGGAGAACGACAAAUCCGAUGGAACACCGAAGCCUUCGAAUCCGGACACGGGCGCCUCAACACCUGGCCCAAAGCCGACUUUCGCGUUGCCAUAUCGCAUGAUCUACGCCGUGGCGACACAGGACACAGUGCUGUUGUACGACACUCAGCAGAUGACCCCCAUCUGUGUGGUCAGCAACCUUCAUCUGACAACUUUCACUGACUUGGCAUGGUCGAACGACGGUCUUACCCUGCUUAUCUCGUCAUUUGAUGGAUUUUGUUCGACUAUAUCCUUCAGUCCGGGCGAGUUGGGCACGACAUACACAGGCGAACUAGCAUCUGUAAAGGCACCACCUUCCGCUGCAACUGGGACUUCUUCCAAUCAAGCCACGCCUACACCGAUGCCGACUUCCUUCGCCCCUACUUCACCUUUUCAUGGUGCUCACCAACAUCGUAACUCAGCCAGCUCAUUCACUGCGCCCUCGCCUCCAGCCUUGACUGCGGCCUCGUUUGUCAGCAUGAGGCCAUCUUCUCCAGCCCGCUCAAACAGCACUUCAUCAGUCGCCACGCAGGCUUCAGCUGCAGUCAUGUCCAACCCAACGUUGAUUGGAGGUAGCGUGCCCAGCAUCGCCGCAACCAACUCUGGCAAGGUGACAGGAGUGCCCAUGACCACGCCACCCGAGACACCCAGAAGUGGCAAUGUUGUCACUGCCGGCGUCAAACGGGAUGCUAGCGAGAGCGAGAAGGAUGAGAGUUCAGCGACCGCCAACCAGCCCAAGAAGCGACGUAUAGCACCCACUUUGGUCAGCGAACCAAAGCCUUGA